CAUGUGCGCGCUCACGAGGGCUAGGCGGGAGUGCGCUGUGUUGACGGAGGUGAGUGACUGGAGAGGCAACAUGUCCAGCACAGCCGCCGCGCACCUCAACGACAAUGAAGAACCGGGCCUCAACGGAUCCUGGGUGGAACUGGAGAUAAAUGGAAACACUCAGCUACAGAACCCCAGUUUGCCCUCCCUGCUGGAGAAUGGGAAUGAAGGCGAGUCCCAGGCUUCACAGGCCCUGGAGGCUGUGCAGGAGGAAGAGGAGGUUCUGACAGGAGGACUGGAGCAUGUACCGUCCUCCUCCUCCAUCCAUAACGGUGACAUGGAGAAAAUCUUGCUCGAUGCCCAGCACGAGUCUAGCCCCAGUAGCUCAUCCUGCAACAGCCCACCACGACCUCACAGUCCUGAUCACGAUGAGGGUCAGAUCAUGUUCGAUGUGGAGAUGCCGAGCGAGAGAGACUGUCAGUCAGAGGAUGACAGUGUGGAGAAGGACAGAGAUGAUGAUAUUCUAAUGAAUAAAGGGGAGGGUUGGGUGGCAGACUGGUCCAGUCGACCAGAAAACAUUCCCCCAAAGGAGUUUCAUUUCCGUCACCCGAAGCGCUCUGGAUCAGUGUCUCUUAGCAUGAGGAAGACUGGUGCUAUGAAGAAAGGAGGCGUGUUCUCCGCUGAGUUCCUCAAAGUGUUCAUGCCAUCAUUGCUGCUCACCCACAUCCUGGCACUGGGACUAGGGGUCUACAUUGGGAAAAAGUUGACCUCACCUUCCACAAGCUCAUUUUGAACCAGAUCAGACCCCAGUGCCUGGACGCCCCAUCUGAAGCAGUGGCGUCAAAGCAGUGGCCAAACAUGUGUGAUAAUUCCUCCCUCUUUUUUUCUCUCCUCCUUUAUACUCCCAUCUGUCAUUUCUUUAAUUUUCAUCACACACUUGCCAUUUCUGCGCUCUAAAGCUUACUGACUUGUUUUAGAUGUUUUUAUUUCUUUUAUGCAGAAAUCUACUGAAUUAUUUGCUAGCUUGCCUGGGUGUGGCUGGGAGUGUUCAAUAUCUCAUGUACUUUUUUAGGUACCACUGGACAGAAUCAUAGUGCCAUCUGUAAAGUCACUCGACUGUUAACAGCUCAUUUUAUCUGUCUUUUUUUUUUGUUGCUCAUGUCAUGCAAUUUAGGAGUUUAGACUCUUAAAGAUGUUAGAUGGAGUUAUACACAAGCAGGUACAUCUUCUAGUGCUUCUUCGUGACAACAACAGCUCAAAUGUGAGUGUUGCCACCCUGUGAACCCACUAAUUAGUGCAAAUAAUUCAGGAUACAUGCGCAUACUGCGCGUUCAGAGUAUGCGCGGUUAGAAAAAUCAUGCCCCACGCGUUCAGUGCUCGCGCACUGUGCUAAUGACGAAAUUUGCAUCACAUGUCCUGUACGCAGACGCCUAGCAUUUGCGUCUAACUGAAGUAUUUUGGGCUUUAAGGCUCGGGUAUGCUUAGUUUAUCUGCCCCAUUACAUCUCUCACACGGUCGAGCGCACUAGCCUUUCAAAGUAUACUCUUUGUACCACAAGCCUGUAUGAAUGCGUUUUACGCAUGCGCACUGCAGCUGCUUUGUGGUACUUUUUAAUACAGUCAACUCCAGGCACAUGCACAGAUGACGCAGACCGUCCACAUGUCUAGAAAAACUGGGAUGCACUUGGACAGUCCAAACAUGCUGAUGAUGCAGUUUGCGUCGUAGUGGCACAUGGAAAGCCAAAGUAUACUUUCUCUCUAGCAUUAGAGUAUGUAAAUAUAAAAGCAAGUGACAUGGAAUAGACUUUUAAAUCAACAUUACCUUAUAAUAAAUAUAAACCCCACUGUUUUCAUCUUAUUUUGCAAUCACAGUAAAAGAUUUUCUGUUUAAAACAACUUAGUAUGAACAUGCAUGCCCACCCUUCAGUUUAAGAGCCAAACUAAUCAGGUUAGUUUAUUGUGGAGUUACUAGGAAGGCUACACACGCACAAAUACACUCUCAUUUGCCUUAAUGCAUAUCCUGCUGUCUCAGACCAGGCUCACAGCAGUCUCUGACUGUGUAUCUUAGUGCCAAAGGGUUUCCACUGUGAUGGUACAUCUGCCAACCCAACAUGAGCUUGUCGUACCUCUUGUAGACGUGUUUUUAUGAGGAUCGCUGCAGACUCCCUUUGGCUUGAGCUGAUUAUUUAUCCUGUAGCUCACUAAAUUAUGAGAAUAUCAUGCAAUGCCUUUGCUUUUACUGUGAACACCAUGUUGAUGUUAGUUUAUUCCAAGCAAAGUGUUUCCAUAAUUUAUUAUUAUAUGCUAUUAUAUGCGCAUUUGUCAAAAUAACAUAUGCCAGACAGUAGAGACAAAUCUGAUGACCCCACACCCUGUGUACAUAUUUUUAUGCGAUGUGGUGUAGUUUUACAGAUUUACGAUUUACACUACUCAUUUAGAAUACUUUAGCAGGUUUACAUUCAGAUACAUACAGGUGACUUUCAUAAAACAUGUCAAAAACAUGUCCAGAUCAUAUUUCACCUAAAUAUAUAUAUAUAUA
Myxocyprinus asiaticus (Chinese sucker) is the source of this 2517-nucleotide messenger RNA. Its product is annotated as BCL2/adenovirus E1B 19 kDa protein-interacting protein 3-like. NCBI's taxonomy places the organism in Eukaryota, Metazoa, Chordata, Actinopteri, Cypriniformes, Catostomidae. Bases 2 to 772 code for a protein of 256 amino acids. Gene Ontology annotation, cellular component: mitochondrial envelope; mitochondrial outer membrane; nucleus. The transcript has 6 exons. Gene Ontology annotation, biological process: positive regulation of apoptotic process; defense response to virus; mitochondrial outer membrane permeabilization. The record is from RefSeq and is a predicted model, not a curated record.